ACGUGGUGAGGUCUGGAACCACUAACCCGGUUGUACACUUAUCACCAUGGUUGAGACCCRUAGUGRGUUGGACACGAGCCCCAACACCAAGGAGCAGCAAGAAAAGAUGGYCGCCUUAGUCAAGGAGAACAGGGAGAGGAAAGAGCGUGAGAAGCAAGCAAAGUUAAAGGCGAUUGCAGACGAACAGGCGGCGAAGAUGAAGGAAAUAGAGGAGGAGAUGGUGAAAAAGAAGAAGGCUGCUGAAGAAGAAGCGGCAGCAGAAGAAGAAAAGGAAAGAAUGAGGAUUGAAAGCAGAGAGGGAAGUAGUGGCACGAAGAGGGACACAGACGCUGAGAUUGAGAAGAAGAUCAGGAGGCGGAGUCCUAUGUGACUGAGGAUGAGAAGGUCGCACUGGCCGCCGAGCUAGCAGCCAUGGCAGACCCKAUGGAACGAAGAGAGAGGGAAGACGAGCAGAAGCUACAAUGGAAGUUGAGAAUGAAGAGGGAGAAGGGGCGGAGGAGAGAAGAAGUGAAUAAAAUGACCGCAAUCGUGGCAUAGGUGCAAGAAUGUAGAAAGGAAGUAUUGGCCCAGCCUGAUGACAAGGCCAAGUGGGACAAGAUAUUGGGUUACCUGGAGGUGUUGAGCAAGGACUGGAUGGAGGAGCGCCAUUCAAGUACAAGCCAGGAUGUAGCCUUGAGUGCCAUGCGGUCAGGGCUUAGGGAGUUUGCGCGCGAGAUCGUCACCCACAUUGGGGGCGAAGUAAAGCAAUUAAGGGACA
Chara braunii is the source of this 757-nucleotide messenger RNA. The record is from the annotation of a GenBank genome assembly. NCBI's taxonomy places the organism in Eukaryota, Viridiplantae, Streptophyta, Charophyceae, Charales, Characeae.